Molecule: messenger RNA, 1378 nt
Organism: Phytophthora nicotianae INRA-310
Lineage: Eukaryota; Oomycota; Peronosporomycetes; Peronosporales; Peronosporaceae
Exons: 2
Coding region: 545-1255 (236 amino acids)
Source: RefSeq, a predicted model, not a curated record
CAGUCUGACAAUCGGACACAAGCCAUUUUUUUUUUUUCAUUUCAGAGGCUAGCAGUCGCUGGAGGAAGCGCGCUGCUGCGCUGUGUCAGAGUGCUGCUCCGGGGAAGGGCGCGCUACUGAGACCGCAUUGCUGUCGUUGCAAGAGUGAACUCCAUCUCCAAGAGUGCAGACGCCAUUGUUGAAAGCUCGCUGCUGACGUCAAGCAUGUUGGAUAAAGCGUGUGACUCUGCUAUGCAAGCAUAGGACUACAAGAAAAAGCUUGUCAGCAGCGUCUGGCGGAAGUGUUUGAUGCGCUCGCUCUGGUUUGAAACGUUAGUGGUGGUGUAGCAAUGAACGGAGCCUGGUUAAAGUAUUGGAGCUCCGUGUCCCGGUGUGUCUUGAGGAGUGUGCAAGUGGCUUUAUCCCAGUGUGUCUUGUGGAGUCUGCGGGUGGCUGUAGCCUUGGUGACGGUGCGUGUGGUUUGUCGUAUGGGAGUCGUUGUGAGGGUGCGUGUCGAGCUGGGAUCUCGAUCGCGCUGGAUAUCUAUGCAAUUGGGCCAACCACAAUGGCAGGUAAACCACAGUUUGCAAUUGUUAGCAACCGGCACGUAGCUGACGCUGAGCUCCUGCAGAGGUUCGAUGUCGUCCAGAGUGAAGAUGCCGAUGCGAGUCGCAGUAUCCGGCCGGUACUCGAAGAACGCACAGUUGGGGUUGCAGGCGUGGUCCACGAACCGGCUCAAGUUUCCGCAUCUGGCUGCGUCGAUAAAGAUGGUCCUGCCAUCGGUGGCGGGGUGGCGGAUUUGAAUGGUGUGAUCUGGGUUGUGGCGUCACUCUUUCUCCCUGGUAUCGAUCAGAUCGCCAACAUAUUCAACGACAAAGGCGCCCCUGUGUAUGCGACGCGUUGCAACGACACCAACUCCACAGGCGGAUCGAAAGAGCUCCAGUGGAUAUGUCUCGAUGAAGCGAUUGCCACACCCGAUGCCAUUGGGGCAGCUCCUGUCGUCACACAUUGUGUUGGUGCUGACGUUGUCGCAGCUCGAUCCACCGUCGCCCACGCAGAUCUGCGAGCACACACAGGGCUGGAAUCGGGUGUACGCGAACCAAGGGUGCCGUUCCGGACCACCGGUAUAAACGAUGGAGCUAAUUGGGGCUACGGCGAAUGGCCAUUUCUCCAGUACGAUGACGUCUUGCGCGGCACCGAUCCCCGACCACGGAGGCUCCAUACCGUUGAUCUCUGGGCUGUCAGCAAAAUGUACUACAAUGUGAAUGGAUUUUGAUCUAGUUAGUGGCGGCCCACCGCAAGCGAGGACAGCAUGGAGGAUACUCAAGACUUCCGCAGAGUUGAUGUGGUCGCUUUAAGGUGGGUGGGCGGGCGUCCGUGGAAAAUCUUUCACCCUUGA